AUGUCAAGCCAGAUGCGGCACCCUGACAGCUCUGGUUUUGCUGGACAGGCUCCUCAGACCAUACCUGCCAGUCCGAAUGGUUUGAUUGAUGCCCGGAGAGCACAAUCUCCCAACGGCUCGGAGUCACCUAAGACGGUGCUAGCAGAGGACGCAGCGAUAUCUCCUGGAAGUGGGACGUGGCUUCCUUUCGGAAGCCAACCCGGCAGAGGCAGAGGGAGCAGAGGCAGGCCAUUGCAAGCACCCCUCCUGCCUCCGGAAGGCCCUGAGAUGUCGCUGCAUCGUGCCCUUGAGCAGCUCCAGGCAGCACUGACAGCCUGGGAAGGUGCUGUGAAGUCCAAGACGGGCUUUACGGGAGACUUUCGAGGUGACUGCAGACGGGAGGAGCAUGCCGUGGAGUUCGCAUCUGCUGCCUUCGAGGAUGUCCGGACUUCCCUCACCCAGGAGGGCAUGAUGACAAGGAUGCUGGCCAGCCGAGAUCUGGAGCAGGGUGCCAUGCGAGGGCAGGAGGUUCUGAGGGCUUUGGCCGGUCACAGCCCUUGGGCAGACAAGGAGAAGGUACAAGAAUUACUGCACCGACGCUUGGACUUCCUGCUGAACCCCAGCUUCGAUCCCAGCCAUUGCCGCUUUCCAAGUGGAAAGCACUUCCUUAAGCUAGUCAGGGACAGGAGACGUUGGCCCCAAGCGGAGGCCCUGGCACUUCAAUGGCCGGACAUCUUAGAGCGCACACUCGGACGAAAGGGGGCAGAGGAUUGGAAAAGGCGUGCCGACCGUCUACUAGUCAAGAGAGUCGAUCGGGACAAACGGCACAGGAGCUCCCAGGAAUCUUUUGAACUCUGCGACUUGUGCGUUUCGGAAGGGCGUGAGGAUAGACACGUUCCACAGUCGCCAGGGGAAGUUUCGGGUCAGUUGACCUUCACGCGGAUCCGGGCGUACAACUUGCGCAGCGCAGAUGUGCUGGAUGAAUCCGAUCCUUUUGUGAAGUUCGAACUGGGAAGCCUGGCACAAGCGCAAACCAGCGUGGUUUGGAACAAUGAAAAGAACCCUGAGUGGAAGGAUCCAAGCACUGGUCGUUGGGAGGAGGUUUUUAUGAGAGUGGCCCAUGCGUCGCUGGACCGCUUUCCUCAGCUCCAAAUCUCCGUCUGGGAUAAGGACACCUUCACGCACAAUGACAGCCUCGGCAGUCAGACUCUUUCUCUUGUCGACCUGCUGCAGCAACAUAGCGGGUAUUCCUCUGCUGCCCGUGCUUUGAAGAAGCAGGUGACUUGUGAAACAGGAAGUGUGGUGCUGCAAGGUCCUGGUGCAGGGGAUCGGGGCCCGUCAAUUGAGUUCAGUGUCACCUGGACUCCCGGCCUGGAUGGCCUGGAUUCCUCCGAAGACCCUCUGAUGCUGGAGCCGGAGAAAGAUGGAGCCUUACAGCUCCUAGCCGAAAUGGAGAUGGAACUGCCCCAUUUUCUCAAGGAGUUUGGCCCGAAGUCGGCCGACAGCUUGGGUUUCUUUCUGCAGCCUCAGGACUGCAACACGGACGUCAGAUCCUCCCGGGAAGAGAAGAAGUACAGCAACUCUGAAGUGCAGCAGGUGAAGGACUAUAACGAGUUGUUGAACAAGCUCAAAAACCGCCUUCAACAUCAUCACUUAAACUUCCGCGAGAUGAACGAUCUCGUGCAGGAGCUUCAAGAAGUUGAGACACGGGCAGGGCAUGGCGCAGGGCGACGAAUCUUUGCGUUUCAGGACGAAGAUCUGCCCAUCAUCGGCGAGUGGAGCACGGACAGACGAAGGCAAUUGCGCAAUCAGCUGUUUCUUGCAAAGCUGGACGCCGGCAUAGUCGCCCCAGUUGAAAGAGGCUGGAAUUUCCACCUCUUGCUUGUGCUCAUUUUCCUUGCUGUGUUCUUCAGCUUGCUCAGCUUGCUAUUGCUGACAUACAUGCGAGACGAAGACGGUCGCGGGUGGAUUGUAGUUCUCGUAAGUCUUGCAGGCUUUGGGUCCGUAGCCGUGGUGAUAACUCUUUCGCUUCCAAUAUGGAAGCCUUACUUUGACAAGCCGAGACCUGGCGCAAGCUACCAUCCCGUAGCCGAAAGCGCCUGA
Messenger RNA from Symbiodinium sp. CCMP2456, 2082 nucleotides. Lineage: Eukaryota; Dinophyceae; Suessiales; Symbiodiniaceae. The record is from the annotation of a GenBank genome assembly.